GAACACCUUCAUCAUCUUUCACUGACAGCAUCAUGAAGACUAUCUGCUCUGUUCUGGGACUGCUGCUGCUCACCGCCUGCUGCUGCUAUGCCAUGCCUCAAUCACUGCAGUUCAACACAUCACCUGUAAACUGCUGCUUCAACUUUGCCGUACGCGGUAUACCAGUACAGCGUGUAUCCUACAUCACCAAGAGCCACAGCUCCUGUCUGAAGCCGGCGUUCAUAGUCCACACUAUCAAAGGCAGAGAGAUGUGCUACAGGCAGACUUUCCAGUGGGCUCUGAACAUGUACAAUAAACUCCAUAACACUGAGGGCAGUGGACAGCAGGCCUGA
Molecule: messenger RNA, 332 nt
Organism: Scomber scombrus (Atlantic mackerel)
Lineage: Eukaryota; Metazoa; Chordata; Actinopteri; Scombriformes; Scombridae
Product: C-C motif chemokine 4-like
Exons: 3
Coding region: 33-332 (99 amino acids)
Biological process (GO): lymphocyte chemotaxis; monocyte chemotaxis; cellular response to type II interferon
Cellular component (GO): extracellular region
Molecular function (GO): chemokine activity; CCR chemokine receptor binding
Source: RefSeq, a predicted model, not a curated record